GCGCGGUGGUCUUUCGCGGUUUGGCCACACUGCCGAACUCAAUCAAAAAGUUAAAUCCGUAACUCUCGCGAUUUCUCUGCAUUAUCCUGCGAUCCGAGUUUACCUGUUCUCUCGACUUUCUGCCUCCCAGAGGCGUCAGCCCAGAAAGAAAACCCCCUUUGGGAUCACAGCCCCCGCAAAAAAAGGGGCGAACGUUCCAUCAUUGCAGCCAAUGAAAUCCCACAAGUGAAUCGCGUUGAAACCGAAAGUCGCGUGCGUGAUUCGUUCGAUAUCGGUCGUUAUAUAGCCGCCAUAUAAUCGGGGACAGCAGCCGAGAUGAGCGACUGGUGCACGGAGUACGCCAAGUUCCGCUACUACAUGGAGAACUGCUACGUGCUGCCUUUGGAGCUGAAGAACGACAUCGUUUAUUGCCAGCGUGCGAUGCGCGACUUCCUCAAGGUCCACGGGUUGGUCACGGACGUCUUCAAGGAGCAGGCGGAUGCGGAUCCCGUGCAGAUGCGCCGCAUCCUGGACGAGCUGGAGGACGAGGUGUACGAGAUCAACGCCGAGCAGCAGUUCCUCCUCCUCCGCCUGAACGACGACCUGGAGGGCUUCUACGUGAAGCUGGAGGAGAACAACAUCGAGAGCGUUCCGGAGCUGGCCAACGAGUUCGUGUCCCGGCAGAUAGUGCCCCUGAUCUCCGACCCCAGCUACAAGAUCUGCCCGCAGUCGGUGAUGAGCCGCGACACCGAGGAGAUGCUCAUCCGCAAGCACUUCCUGCUCAGCCAGGACGACGAGGCGGGAGUGCCGCCGCUGAAGCUGAGCGACCUGGACGAGAACAUACCGCUGAUGCUGGCUCCUCCGGUCAGGGGACUGGGCCAGCAGAUCGCCGCCGUCCAUCCGCAGGCCAGUUGGCCGAAGCAGGAGAAGGUGCCACUGGCCCAGCCACCGCCGCUCAAGUCCCAGUCGGAGAUGCUAAAGCGAUCGCUGGAAGCUGCGCCCCUGAAGCGGCGGAACAUCACCUGCAGCUCGCCGCCGCCGCUGGCGCCCAUCACCAAGACCCUGGUGGCUCCACAGCCACAGGCGGCGGCACCUGCGCUGCCCCAGAGCCAGAACCAGACGACCUCGCCGCCCGACUUCGAGGUGGUGGCCCAGAGCAGGAAGAACCUGCACCAGGCGCUCAAGCGGGCCAGGAAGACCAAGCAGCAGCCGCGCCUCUUCGACGACGAGGAGGAGCUGGAGAUCACCAGUCUGGAGAACGGGCGGAAGUCCAAGAGUGGCGAGGGCAGGAAGACACCGCCACCGCUGGAGAUCGUGACGGACCAGGCAUCCAAUGUUCUGGCCAAGAAGUCGGCAGCUCAACUGCCGCUCCAGGGAACGGGGAAGAACUCGGUGAAGACCAGGAACACCCGACGCAAAUCCUCGCCAACGCCGUCGUCUUCCUCCCAGUUGCAAUCCCAAUCCCAAUCCCAAUCGCAUUCGCAACCGCAACCGCAGCCAGCGGGAUCGCCGUCGGGCAGUUCGGACGACUCCAGUGCGGAGUUGCAGCAGGAGCAGCAGCGACUGUUCGCCUCCGCCGCCCAGUGGCGGGAUGAGCCGCGCGAGAGCCGCAUCCUGCCGGCGGAGUACGGCCAGGAGACCUUCCUCGGCCUCUUUGGGCUGUACACACCCGAGGUGCUGAAGAAGCUCAACCAGCGGCACUCGAAGCGCAAGCGACGCACCGUCCAGAACGCCAGUGGCGUGGACUUCCACUACGGCCAGCAGCUGAAUGCCAUGGACACGCUGGUCCUGGGCAUUCGCGGCCACAAGAAGGCCAAGGACAAGCCGGAGUUCCUGCUCUCGCCGAAGGAGAAGCGCCUGCAGGCGAACUCGAAAAGGGCGUACACGCGGAAGAGCAAGUCCCCGGAUAAGGUUACCGAGAAGAUCUCCACUGCAGGAGCAGCUGGAGGAGCGGCUGGAGGAGGAUCGGCGGUGACCGGAAGUGGAGUGCCGGGCUGCCAGCACGGGGAGAGUGGCGCCUCCAGGUGCCGCAAGUGCCGCGAGUGCCGCGAAUGCAAGCGGCGAGUCGAGCGCGAAGCGAUGUACUGCCAUUUAUGCAGUGGUUUCUACCACAUGGACUGCCACGAGGCCACCAAGAACCGGCAGCAGAUGCAGCUGCAGAACUCCCGGUGUCCGGCGUGUCUGCGCGAUCAGUCGGAGAAGCUGCGGGACGCCAAGUGAACUGGACAGCGGAUCCUCCUUUAUGUUUUCUAUUUUUUUUCUCCUGGUUACCGAGCGGAAACCACGUGUUGUUGGAUGGAACAGUGGGCUCCUUGGCCGCAUGGACACGGGCAUUUAUUAGACGCCUCCCUUCGUUCAUUUUUUCGCCUUUUUACCUUUUGUCAGCGCGAACGAAGGAAAGCAUUGAUUAAAAGUUUUUUUUCCUACAUUAUCGCAUUCAAGCAAGCCUCCUAGAUAAGUUUGUAUGUUAAGUGCAUACGCAAGUGAUUCAAAUAAAUAUAUAAACAGCA
Drosophila ficusphila is the source of this 2489-nucleotide messenger RNA. RefSeq lists its product as uncharacterized. Bases 316 to 2199 code for a protein of 627 amino acids. The transcript is spliced from 4 exons. NCBI's taxonomy places the organism in Eukaryota, Metazoa, Arthropoda, Insecta, Diptera, Drosophilidae. The record is from RefSeq and is a predicted model, not a curated record.